Messenger RNA from Rosa chinensis, 4805 nucleotides. Its product is annotated as ankyrin repeat-containing protein NPR4. Bases 358 to 2364 code for a protein of 668 amino acids. The transcript has 6 exons. Lineage: Eukaryota; Viridiplantae; Streptophyta; Magnoliopsida; Rosales; Rosaceae. The record is from RefSeq and is a predicted model, not a curated record. Gene Ontology annotation, molecular function: protein binding.
GAAAUUCUAGUGAUAUUUUCAGAUCUGGAUCUUGUUCAUAAACUAUAAAAGUUAAUUAACUUGUCAUUUACUCUUUGUUUACUAUGCUCUGCAAUUACGUGGCAGACUGUGCUACUCUAUUAUAAAUUGCAAAUCUCGACGUAAUUUCGGGGUCAACUGUCUUCAUUUUCUAAUAAGUCUCCUGCCCAAGUCUCUUUAAAUAAUUCUCAAAAAAAAAAAAAGUCUCUUUAAAUAAUUACUGAUUUGCUAAGAUAAAUAACAAGUUUGGCUACUGCCUCUGCACAUACAGGAAUAUGCAAGCACCCGCUUUACGAAGAUUUUUCCCACCAAUUCACUAUCGAUUGAGCAUUAUAUAGCAUGGCGAGCAUUACAGUUGCCUCCAAUUCAAUUGUCUUGGAAGUUCUUAACCAACAUAACUAUAAAGAAUGGAGUUCUCGGGUUGAAACUUACUUGUUGGCUGAAGAUCUUUGGGAUGUCGUCAACAUGAAACCUCCUGAACGAGAAGAGAGAGAAGUUGAAUACGAGGCUUGGAAGACAAAGAAUGCCAAGGCUUUACAUGCAAUUAAAAUUUCUUGCGGGACUCAACCAUUUUCUUUUAUCAAUGAAACCCGCACAGCCAAGAUGGCCUGGGAGGUUUUGGAGAAACAGUUCAAAUCACGUGACACAUUACGUUUAGAACAAAAAGAGAGAGAAGAGAGAAACAGAUAUCUUUAUACCAAAAUCGAUGAUGCGAGGCAGGAGUUGACACCAGCUGAUGAAGAAGGAGGAAAUCAGAACAGUUCCAACUAUCACUUCGACUCCAGCUAUGAACCUUUCUUUGAUUCUGUUGUGAAUGGUCACUGGGAUAAUGCUAAGGAGUGCCUUGCUACAUUACUAAUUCCUAAUGUACUAAGAGCAAGAAAUCCAGCGGCUAGAGGAUCUACAGCUCUUCACAUUGCGGCGAGGGAAGGGCAUGUGCAUAUUGUAAAAGAGUUGGUGUUGUUGAUGACUCAAGAAGAUCUGGAAAUAAGAGAUGAUAAUGGUUGUACCGCUCUUCACAUAGCAGUACAGAAGGAGAAUGUGGACGCUGUGAAAGAGGUGGUGCCGUUGAUGAGACAACAGGGCUUGGGAAUAAAAAACAAAAAUUAUGGUGAAACUGCUCUUCAUGUAGCAGCUGGGAGUGGGAAUGUGCAUAUUGCGAAAGAGUUGGGAGAGUUGAUGAGGGAAGAAGAUUUGGAAAUAGGAAACUCCAACAAUUGCCACGCUCUUCACAUAGCACUCUUGAAAGGGCAUGUGCAUAUUGGGAAAGAGUUGGUAGCAUUGAUGAGAAAAGAAGCUUUGGAAAUGAAUGAUGGACAAGGCUAUACGGCUUUAGGUCGUGCCAUAAGGUUAUGCCACCAGCGUGGAGACGAGUACAGUGAAGGAGCUGUGAUCGAAAUGAUUAAACCCAUGGUUGCAAAGAACCAGAAAAUGCUUGGCAUUGUGGCUUCUCCCAAUGACUACAUUCCAGUUGUGGAGGCUUGCAUGUUGUUAAAAUUCCAAGUGGGCCGCUAUCUCUAUUCCGUUACUCCACGGGAAGAUUUAAUGCCGUCAAAGAACAGACGGCAAGGUGCUUCACUAUUUGUGUUUUGUCUUGGAGCGAAGGAAUUUGAUAUUCCGUGGGACUUACUUUCAAAUUGCCCAAGGUUGGCCACGGUUGAAACUGUACAUGGAGGCAAUUCUCCGAUCUUGGUAUUGUCUCGUAUGCACUCUGCAUUCUUAAGUGGAAUGCAACUCAAAUUUUGGCAAAAAUGGAUCUAUGAAAGGUUGGGAGAACGCCGCCUUGGGCCUCUCUGUACCUUUCUCCAUCAUCGAUGGAGUACUAUUCCGGUGCCACCCUCGGUGUCGGUUUUUUCGUGCAAGGCUCCCGUCGUGCCCUGUAUCGGGUCGUGGUUCACAUCUCGGCCUGUGGAAAGUUCUCCUGUUCAGAUCCAUUCUGAUUGUGUUUUGAGUCAAUGGGAAGAAGCCAUGGUUGUGUUGCUUUCUCAGAUCCGGUCUGCACCUAGAGUUAAGCAUCUUUGGCCAAGUCAGGCACGACUCAAGUCAUCGGCGUGUGGCUUUGGUUUGGUGGCGGUGUGGCUAAGGGAGAGGUUUGAGAGUAGUUGGAGUUCGUGGGAGCGGCUACUAUCCAUAUUUCUUCAAUCAGAUCGAGGGGAUGAUCCGAUAAUAGAAGGUGAGCAAACUAGUGCUUUGGGUUCGGACUGGCUAUGCGUUCCAGCUGGUGAAGGUGGCGGUCAGGGGCGUUGUGUUGAUGCAACGGGGAUGAUCUUUCUCCGGCCAAGGGCGGUGGAGCAGAGGUCGGGGUCGAAGUCAGGGACGACAUGGGUGCUUAGAGAACUUCGGUGACAGGGCCGCCCCAAAUUUCACCCUGAAAUCCGAAGUGGUCCUGCAGGACCCACUUUUAAAGAAGAUUUUACUGAAAAUUCGGCAGAGCCUCCCCUAAAAGUAGGCAACCCAAACCUGUAAGAAUCCAAAAACACUUCUAAUAACCUAACCGUAAACUCCUGGAGCCACCCUACUCCUAUAUUCCAAACCAUCUCACAAACAAAAAAAUAAUAAUACUUCAAUUACUUAAAGUCCAACAAAACUCCAUAAUUAAAUACAACAAUUCAUCAAAGUUAGGUCAUGGACCUCAAAUAUAAUUUACUACAAGUCUGGGUCACAAUUCCCAUAGUAAUCUGAGCAAUCUAAAAACAGAAAUUGAUAUAAAGUUCAGUAGGCUAAACAGGUAACCUACUAUAUGAGGUGACAGAAGUGGAUGCGGUCACUAUGGCUCACUCCUAAUGCGCCAAGUAGCAACGCUGUGAACUGGGCAUUUGAAACAGAAGGGCCCAAGGGGAAAGCAUUUAAAAAAACGUUAGCGUAAGUGGACAAAAAGUUAAUAAUUAUAACAUAAAGAAAUAGGAAAGAGUUUUAUACUUUCCCACAUUUUAAUUUUGGUAAAAAAAAUGAAUUUCCGAUGCAUGCAAGAUUUAGAAAAAGUUAUUUUCUUCACUUCGAAAGGAGCGUAAGAAAGAAAAAUAACCCAACCCCGCUGGUUAAAAUAAACAAUUAAUAUGGGGAAGGCGAACAUCACCAUACUGUAAAGGAGCCUCCUAAGCUCGGGUCGGGCCUCUCAGGCCGUAUCCUUGAUUUCAACCCACAAACACAAAGUAAGUGAGGAGGAGCCUCGACUGCAACUCAUGCGAGGAGGAGAACAAGAAAAUAUAGUAACCCGAGUAUGGUGGAAGAUAAAAAUCGAAAACCAGUAAAUCCAUAAAGCUUCCCCACAAAAUUCUCACAAAAGAAAAAUACCAGUACAAUUCCCAACCAUACUCGGAAAAUCUCGUAAUAAUUCUGAUUAAAGCAACAACGUGUCCCACACGUCAAAAUAAUUUCAAAUGGGAAACAAUUCGUAAGAUUAAAUUAUAAAUUAUAAUUAUUCUUCCUUCGAAAUCCCAUUUCGAAAAGUAAUUAUAAGAAAUUCAAGUCCACAAAAGAAAUUAGCUUAAUUUCCGGAAAUUACUACGGAAAAAAUGUUUUGUCGAAAAACAACCAAUAACCAUGUUAUCCAAAUUGAGCAUAGAAAAUUUAAAAUCGAAAUAAUGCUAGAAGCAUUAACCAAAUAAAUAAUGGGAUAAUUCGAAAUUAAAAUAAUAAGCUCAAUAAAUUUCAUACUAAUUAGUCAAGCAUUAAGUUGAUAAAGUAAAAGCAUGCAUCAUUUCUUAAAAUAAAAGUCCACUCACAGUAUUCGGCUAAUCCUGUCGUCGAUCGGUAUUCUCCUUGUAUGGAUACUCCUCUCGUCCUGUACGAAUAGCACUCGUAAAAAUAUAAUUACAGGAUGAGAAUUUAAAUUUACGAUAAUUAGAAAUCGACAUUCUAAACGUCUCCUUCAAUCCACAUUGGAUUCUAUCCAACUACACUCACAAUGUCGAUUCACUGAUUUACAAAUUAUAGGCAACUUCGAGAGAAAUCCGACGGUCGGAUUCUCGUAAUCGAUAACCGAAAUUCUAAAUUUUCAGAAAUUCAUAAUCAACUCAAAACUUCUCCAAUCUUCACCAAAAUCACAUAUACAAGUUCUAUAUCAAUUAUAGGAUUUAAUUAACCAAAAACAGAAACUAAAACCCUAGCUGCUCCACGCGCCUCUGCGCGCCACCCACAGUGGGGCCCAUGCGCCUUAGGUCUACUCCACUUCCGGCCACAAAAUUUCAGCAGCAACAUCACAACAUCAAUACAAACAACUUUCUUAAUUGCACCUAAGCCUAAUUAUACCUUGAAUUGCCAGAAUCGGAGGAAACCACAAAGAAUACCAAAAUGAACAGUAAAAACUUCAAAUCGUCAAUUCUCCUUCCACACCUCAAAUUGGAUCGUGAAACUUGGAGGGAUUCAUCAGCAAGGAAUGAGCUUUCGAUCAAGGUUGUUUCGUGGCCAGUGGUUUCCAGAAUUGGAAGAGAUCGGUGAAAAAGAUAAUCUGCUACAGUAAACUUCUAUGCCUCGAUUCGUUCUUCUCCAGCCAAAUCACUGUGACCCACGAUCACAAUCGUGUAGAGGAGGAGGAGACGAGUCUGUGCAGACCGGUAGCUCGCAAGAUGGUAGCUGGACGGCGAGGAUUCAGCGGAAAGAGGGAAAAAAAAAACGACGGGGAGGAGAGAGACCUCGGGGGUAGGAGAGAGACCUCGGGGGGUAGGAGAGAGAGAGUUAUUGAGCCAUAACUACCACAGUAACUUGCUAUAUAUAUAUAUACAUAUAUAUAUAUAACUUUCUAUAUAUAUAACUUUUCGAAAAUGGAAACCUACCACAGUAACUUU